Messenger RNA from Colletotrichum orchidophilum, 1512 nucleotides. Its product is annotated as acyltransferase. The coding region runs from base 1 to 1512 and encodes 503 amino acids. The record is from RefSeq and is a predicted model, not a curated record. Gene Ontology annotation, molecular function: acyltransferase activity, transferring groups other than amino-acyl groups. Gene Ontology annotation, cellular component: membrane. Gene Ontology annotation, biological process: polysaccharide biosynthetic process. Lineage: Eukaryota; Fungi; Ascomycota; Sordariomycetes; Glomerellales; Glomerellaceae. The transcript has a single exon.
AUGUCUCCCAGAAACGAAGGCAUUCUCGACAGCAAGGAGUGGGAUGAGGUCAAGCCCACCUGGUGCGAGAAGUCCAAAUGGCUCGCUGAUGAUGUCGACUGGAAGCCUGCUACCCUCAUACGAACCAGGCGGCCAUCUCGACUGAACAUCUCCAGUCUAAGCAGCUUUUUUUGGCCCAUCAAAGACACCAAAAGCCCGGAAAAGCUCCGGCCUACGGCAUACCUCGACGGCUUGCGAGGUUUUGCUGCGUUCCUAGUGUACUGGCACCACAACCAACUCUGGGCACACGAGCCUCACGUCCAAAAUAGGAUUUUUGAAAACGCUUUUGGAUACGAAAACAAACAUCAUUUCAUCGCCUUGCCCGGUAUCCGACACCUGUUUACUGGAGGCCAUUUCGCAGUAUCAGUGUUCUUCGUCAUAUCCGGCUAUGUUCUCUCCGCGAAACCUCUGAGCUUGAUCCAAUCUGGAGAUCACGGAAAGCUGGCAGAAAUUGUCGCCUCAGCAUUAUUCAGGCGAUGGCUAAGACUCUACCUUCCAUUAAUGGCGACGACAUUUAUCUACAUGAGCUUUCUCCACAUGUUCGACAUUUGGGUCGACAACAUCGAACGUGCCUCAACCUGGAGAGAUGAUGUCUGGCUCUAUUACUGCGAGCUGAAGAACUUCAGCUUCAUCUUCACCACUGGAGGCAGUCCCUUCUUCAGCUGGAAUCCUCACCUUUGGUCCAUCCCAGUAGAGAUGAAGGGCUCGAUCAUCGUCUACACAUCGCUUCUCGCGUUCUCUAGAUGUACUAGAAAUGCUCGACUCUGGUGCGAAGCUGGCCUGGCCUUCUACUUCAUGUACAUUGCCGACGGAUGGUACGGAGCCAUGUUCAUCAUGGGCAUGAUGCUUUGCGACCUCGACCUCCUGGCGAAGAAGAAUGACCUUCCCGAUAUCUUCAAGAGAUUGGAACCCGCCAAAAUCUUCAUCUACUACCAUCUCUUCGCCCUUUCAAUGUAUCUGGGUGGCGUCCCAUCUUACACCGGCGAUGUCAAUAAGAUGCGUGAGAAUCGCGGGUGGUACUACCUGUCUCUACUCAAGCCGCAAGCCGCCUACGACUACAAGUGGUUCUACCUCUUUUGGGCCGCCAUUCUGCUAGUGUCUGCGGUUCCGCGAAUCUGGUGGCUGAAGAAGUUCUUCGAGACUCGCUUCUGCCAAUACCUCGGGCGAAUCUCCUACGCCCUCUACUUGGUCCACGGACCUGUCCUGGGGACGUUGGGAGACCGCCUCUACACAGCUGCUGGCUACUACAAGGACUCAGAGCGGCAGCAUCUUGCGCACUUGGUCGAUAGGUUUCCGUUACCCAAGGCCGGCCCCCUCGGCUUGGAACCGGCCUUCCUCAUUCCUCAUCUGAUCAUACUACCUGUCACUUUUUGGUUUGCUGAGAUCGUCACGAGAUUCAUCGAUGAGCCUAGCGUCAGGGCUGCUCAAUGGCUUUACAGAAGAACCCUACCAACACCACCGGCAAAAAUUUGA